AGAACAACAAUCAAGCAAUGUUACUAAUAAAGAAUUAGAAACUACAAUUAAAAGGAAACAGAGACAUCUUACAAAAUCAGAAGAAGAAAUUUUUAACAAAUUAAUUGAACAUAAUAAGUUAUUAGCAGAACAAACAUCAAGAGUACUUGUGGAAAUAUGUAAUUUAUUAGAUACCAAGCCAGAAGAUUGGGAUUUAAAAAAGAGUCAAAGUAUCUGGCUUAGAAGAAAGUCUGCAAAAAAAAAUAAAUAA
Dentiscutata erythropus is the source of this 250-nucleotide messenger RNA. The record is from the annotation of a GenBank genome assembly. NCBI's taxonomy places the organism in Eukaryota, Fungi, Glomeromycota, Glomeromycetes, Diversisporales, Gigasporaceae.